UCGAGGCGUUAUGAUGUUCAUAACGAAUGCGGUUAAAGUAAAUUUUAUUUUAUUUAUCGAAUUAGCUAAUGAAAUUCUGCACCACUGGCAUGCUAGCUUACUAUUCUUUAUUUUAAGCUGGCAUAGCAAUUUUCCCAUUCAACCAAGGUUUGCCACGAAUCAAGAGUCAAAAAACGAAGCUGGAAAGGAAAACCAGUCGCUCAUGUUUCUGUGUGAAACGCGUGGAAGGUAGAAUUAGCACACAACGAUUUUGUCCUUGAUUUCUCGAGCAUUUAAACGUAUAAAGGAAACUGUACCAGAGCACCUCGGGAACAGAUCGAGGAAAACGUCGAUACUCGAACCAUGCCCGCGAACGAGGAAACUCUAGGCGAUUCCUCGCAUCAGACUGUGCCUCGAACAACAGAAAAUUUCUUAGAGAAAGUCUCUGGGAAUUCCGUAGCAGUUAAUGAAUUCCAGAAGAAUUCAUGUCGCUCCAGCGAAGAAGAAAAUGAAGUUGAACGUCUAGAGGAUUGUUCGGGUAUCGUUGCCGAGGAAAAUAGUGAAGAAGACGAGUGGUACAAGAGUUUGCCCACGCGAAAUCUGCAUGAGAAGUUCAUGAGGAGAUUCGUCGAUCUGCUCUUGGAAGAAGCAAUAUUUGAGGGAGUUUCGAGGAAGAAUCGAGUGGUGGAGUGGAUGGAGCCCAGCGAGCUUCGUUCAGCCAUCGAUCUAACUCUUUCGAACCAAGGAGUUUCUCACGAAGAAUUACUUUUGCUUGCUCGUAACGUGAUUAAGUACAGCGUGAAAACGGGCAAUCCUCGAUUCGUGAAUCAGCUGUACUCCAGCGUGGAUCCCUACGGGCUCCUGGGACAAUGGAUGACCGAUGCAUUGAAUCCAUCCGUGUAUACCUACGAGGUCUCCCCGGUCUUUUCUCUGAUGGAAGAAGAGGUUCUAAAAGAGAUGAGGAAGAUGGUCGGUUGGAAGGAUGGCAGAGGCGAUGGAAUAUUCUGUCCAGGUGGUUCUAUAGCCAAUGGAUAUGCUAUAAAUUUAGCGCGUCAUUAUAGGUUUCCCCAUCUGAAGUCUCUGGGUUUAUCCAGUUCUGGGAAGCUAAUAAUCUUCACAUCCCAGGACGCCCAUUACUCGAUAAAAAAGCUGAGCGCGUUUCUUGGAAUAGGGUCAGACAAUGUCUAUGAUAUAAAAACCGACAAGCUAGGAAAAAUGAGUGUGUUGGACCUAGAAAUCCAAAUCAAGAAGGCCAUCGCCGAGGGUGCAACACCGUUUAUGGUCUCUGCUACGGCUGGGACGACAGUUCUAGGUGCCUACGAUCCUCUAAAAGAAAUAACAGCCGUCUGCAGGAAACAUAAUCUUUGGUUGCACGUGGAUGCCGCUUGGGGCGGUGGAGUACUAGUUUCCAGGAAGCACAGACACCUUCUGGACGGCGUCGAUUUGGCGGAUUCCGUCACCUGGAACCCUCACAAACUCCUUGCAGCUCCGCAGCAGUGUUCCACGUUGCUUUUACGUCACCAGGGCCUCCUGGAAGCCGCCCAUGGCUCCCACGCUAGCUACUUGUUCCAACCUGACAAAUUCUACGAUUCCAGUCAGGACUCUGGCGACAAACACGUCCAGUGCGGCCGUAGAGCGGACGUGUUGAAAUUCUGGUUCAUGUGGAAGGCAAAGGGAACACUGGGACUUGAGAAACACAUCGACCGCGUGUUCGAAUUGUCUCAGUAUUUUAAAAAUUUUGUGAAACACAGAAAGGGUUUUAAAUUACUUCUAGAACCGGAAUGCACGAACGUUUGUUUCUGGUACGUGCCUCCGUCGGCAAGACACUUGGGAACGGAGGAAUUGAAGAUAGUGUUGCAGAAAAUCGGACCUAAGAUCAAGGAACGAAUGAUGAAGGAUGGGACCAUGAUGAUCAGUUAUCAACCGUUGAGAGAGAUGCCUAACUUUUUUAGACUCGUUCUACAGAACUCUGCUCUAACGGAAAAGGAUAUGAGGUUCUUUGCGAAGGAGAUUGAGAGGAUCGCCGGGGAUUUGCAGGAGUUUCUGUGAAGAAGAUUAUAUUAAGAAUUACGAGUUCCAUAGGUUUUGAUAAUUCAAUGGAAACCAAUAAACCAUGAGAAUUCAA
Molecule: messenger RNA, 2104 nt
Organism: Colletes gigas
Lineage: Eukaryota; Metazoa; Arthropoda; Insecta; Hymenoptera; Colletidae
Gene: black
Product: cysteine sulfinic acid decarboxylase
Exons: 3
Coding region: 343-2028 (561 amino acids)
Biological process (GO): carboxylic acid metabolic process
Cellular component (GO): cytoplasm
Molecular function (GO): carboxy-lyase activity; pyridoxal phosphate binding
Source: RefSeq, a predicted model, not a curated record